Molecule: messenger RNA, 4314 nt
Organism: Clarias gariepinus (North African catfish)
Lineage: Eukaryota; Metazoa; Chordata; Actinopteri; Siluriformes; Clariidae
Gene: raf1b
Product: Raf-1 proto-oncogene, serine/threonine kinase b
Exons: 17
Coding region: 97-2004 (635 amino acids)
Biological process (GO): protein phosphorylation; signal transduction
Cellular component (GO): plasma membrane; cytosol; mitochondrion
Molecular function (GO): protein kinase activity; ATP binding
Source: RefSeq, a predicted model, not a curated record
GUUCUUUUUUGUGAUUAAAGUGGAAGUCUGUCAUGGACUGAUGCCUUUGGCUUAUUCUGUUUCUGGGGUAGACUGUUGAGAUCAUUGCCAUCCAGCAUGAUGGAGCACGUCCAAGAGACCUGGAAGACCUUGAGUAAUGGGUUUGGUCACAGAGACUCCGUGUUUGAAGAUUCCUGCAUGUCUCCAACUAUGACCAAAAGCUUUCCUUAUCGCAGACGAUCAUCGGAUGAUGAAAAAAUUACAAACCCCUCCAAAGCUAACACGAUUCGAGUUUAUCUGCCAAAUCAGCAGCGCACUGUGGUGAAUGUACGACCAGGCAUGACCCUGCACAGCUGUCUUAUUAAGGCCCUUAAAGUUCGAGGCCUUCAGCCCGAGUGUUGUGCUGUGUUCAGGCUUCAUCCAGAACAUCCUAGAAGCAAAAAAUCUCGUAUGGACUGGAACACUGAUUCCUCCUCACUCAUCGGGGAAGAGCUGGUGGUCGAAGUCUUGGAUCAUGUACCGCUAACAACGCACAAUUUCGUACGAAAGACCUUCUUGAAGCUGGCCUUCUGUGACAUUUGCCAGAAGUUUCUUUUACAUGGCUUCCGAUGUCAGACAUGCGGAUACAAGUUCCAUGAGCACUGCAGCACCAAAGUCCCCACCAUGUGCGUUGACUGGAGCAACAUUCGACAACUGCUUUUGUUUCCCACACCCGGAGAAAGCGGGACAUCGCUACCACCUCUUUCAUCUCGAAGGAUGCGAGACUCUUUUUACCGACUUCCCACCAGUGCUUAUCAUAGACACUCCACACCUCACGCAUUUAACUACAUUGCACCCUUGCCACCUUCCAGCGGUUCGCUUUCACAGAAACAGCGCUCCACGUCCACACCCAACGUUCACAUGGUCAGCUGCAGCCUGCCUGUGGGCGGGGCUUUGUCUGAGGAUGCCCUAAAAAGUCAGGACUCGGGAAGACCUCCUAAUCUCAGUCCCACAGGGUGGUCUCAGGCCAAACCUCCAGGCCCUGUUCAUAGAGAAAAGGCUUUAUCUAAUAGUCAGGACAAAAACAGAAUACGGUCCAGGGACAAGCGAGACUCUUGCUACUACUGGGAGAUCGACGCUAGCGAGGUGGUUCUGCACUCAUGCAUUGGAUCAGGAUCGUUUGGGACAGUAUACAAAGGGAAAUGGCAUGGUGAUGUUGCUGUGAAGAUUUUAAAGGUCAAAGAUCCAACGCCGGAGCAGUUUCAGGCCUUUCGCAAUGAGGUGGCGGUUCUCAGAAAGACCCGGCAUGUCAAUAUCUUACUGUUCAUGGGUUACAUGACCAAAGAUAACCUGGCCAUCGUGACACAGUGGUGUGAAGGAAGCAGCCUCUAUAAACAUCUGCACGUCCAGGAGACCAAACUGCAGUUGUUCCAGCUGAUCGACAUCGCCAGGCAGACCGCUCAAGGCAUGGAUUAUUUGCAUGCAAAGAAUAUAAUCCACCGGGAUAUGAAGUCAAACAACAUCUUCCUCCAUGAAGGCUUAACAGUGAAGAUUGGAGACUUUGGUUUGGCCACGGUUAAGACGAGGUGGACCGGCUCGCAUCAGGUUGAGCAGCCUUCAGGAUCCAUUCUUUGGAUGGCCCCCGAGGUAAUCAGGAUGCAGGAUAGUAAUCCGUACAGUUUCCAGUCAGACGUCUACUCCUUCGGUAUCGUGCUGUACGAGUUGAUGACCGGAGAGCUCCCGUAUUGUAUGGUCGCGAACAGAGACCAGAUCAUCUUCAUGGUGGGAAGAGGUUACUUGUCUCCAGACUUAAGCAAGCUUUAUAAGAGCUGCCCUAAAGCUAUGAAGAGACUUGUCGCUGACUGCAUUAAAAAGUCCAAAGACGACAGGCCGCUCUUCCCUCAAAUUCUGGCCUCUCUAGAACUGCUGCAACACUCGCUGCCCAAAAUCAACCGUAGCGCAUCGGAGCCGUCGCUUCACAGAGCUGCUCACACGGACGACAUCAGCAUUUGCACUCUGACCUCCACCAGGCUGCCUGUCUUCUAAUAUUCUAAUAUGGCUGCUUCCCCAACCCAAGAAAUUCCCUCUACUAGACGUACAGGAAUAGAAAGUGCAAAGCAGGUGCUCUUACUGUUUAGCUGAAGAUAAGAAAAGUCUAUAAAGAAAGUUGGCCUUUUGUAGCUUUCUUGUUAUUUUUUUUUUUUGUUGUUGAUGUUUUUUUAGUAGUAAUUCAGUCAUGUUCGACUGUGUUUCUUUCACUGUAGCCAAAGAUCAGUUGAUUACAGACAUCUGCAGAGAGCACUUUUUAUUAUUACUUUUAAUUUAUUUCACCUUGUUUGGUUUGAUGAGGAAUGCAGAAUUAAUUACACUAUUAAUAACCUCUAAUUGGGAUUUAGCUAUGAAACCUGGCACUUGGUCCAUCAAAAAUAUUGGAUCAAACAGUUAUUUCUGGCAUAUUGACUUUAAAAAGCUGUUAUCAGUCACAAUACACAUUUAGGUCAGUGUUUUUACAUUUGUGUCUGGAAUGAUUGACAGUUGUGUAGGUAUUUUGAGGUCUGAUAUUAGCUCUGCCUUUUCCCCGUUCUCACAUUAGCAAGCUUUUGGCUGACCCCCUUAUCUUGAAUUAGUUUUUUCAUUGAAAGAUCCACCACUUACACGUUCAGUCCAGGAUGUUUUGGGUUUGUUCAUGAGAAAUAAACUCAAAAGUACAGUACUGGUCAAAUGUUUUGAGACGCCCUUAUUUCAUCACAUUAUGCUUUCAAAGGGCCAGAGUUUCAUGUAGUCCAGAGAAAUAGUUCUCCAGGCUGCCUGAAGGAUUUUUUGGUCCUCAUUUUUAGUCGAGUUCCUGUAACUGACCAGGCUCAGAGAAAUGUUUUAUGUUUGUUAAGCCACACAGCGGCAUAUCAAUUAUAAAACAAAAAAAAAAACACAUUUAACUUAAGGCACGAACCAGUAAGAAACAGAUGAUUAGCAUAAAUAUACUAUUGACGCUGAAUGCUGAGUGGUUGGAACAGACGAGAGGGGAAAUGUUGCAUAAAGAGGCACUUUGUAGCCUGUUGCAGUAAAAUAUUUGUUUCCAUUAAUGUAUUUGGAUUCAAUAUAAAAAAUUGAGGGGUGGCUUAAGACUUUUGCACGGUAUCUGACUCUUUGUAGAAAUAAUAUUAAUGGUUAUGAUACAGUAGUUAAAAAAUUGCCAGCCAGUGCAGAUGUGUCAAACAGUGUAGCUUAAACUACAUUAUCAUGCUAAAAACGGUAGUGUGCAUAUAUACCUCUAUAUACACGGUUUAACAGUAAAUAACAAGCUCGGAGGAUAAAAAGGCCGCAGCCCUUCUGUAGACACUGGGAAAAUUAACAUGCGCACUUUGGUUACUAACUGCUGCACGUCUCAUCUUUUUCUUUUCAAAAAAGAUUGUGUACAUGUAAAAAUGCAGGACUGCACUUUACUCUACUUACUGCUUAGCUCAAAACUCAACACUGAUCCAAUACUGAGAACUGGGGGUAAAAUUCAAGACGCGUCCUGUAUCCUUACAUGUAUGACCAGUGUUCCGUAAUCCAACAUACUACACCUACAUGGCAUGAAACACAUCAACCAGUUACCAGUCUAGUGUUUCGGGCCAAUAUUGGACCAGAUUCAGAUUCGGUAUGGGAUCAGUGUAAAGGGAUUAGUGUAAAAGUCAAUCAGUUAUCCAUCCUUCCUGGUUCUAGAUUCUCAUCUCCAUUUAAUUGUUUUUUUUUUUAAGAGCAUUUAAAAAAAACGGUAGGAGGCAUUGUGGUUAGCACUGUGGUCGAGGGUUUAAAUCCCGUCUCGGAUCUCUGUUCUGUUCAGUUUGCCAGCCGUGAGCCUGUACAGGAUGAGCAGUUUAGAGAAUGAGUGGUUGUCUGCAUGAGCUCAGCUCUUGAUACAACUUGUACCCAAGCACUUACUGAUAUUUAACUGAUAAUAUAACAGUGAAAUCCAGCUCACAAAAUUUCCAAACAAGCUACAGUAUGAGUAUCUCCCCCUAAUCAUGCUCAUUUGUACCCAUGCUGCUUUUAACAUUCAACUUAAAUAGUAUAUUUCCCAAGUGCCAAACCUACCAGUGGCGUUCAUCAUAUGAAGGCAUAGACUGAUUGUUAAAGAAGCCAAGUUAGAUGUAUAAUUUAAAUGCAUUGUUUAUAUCUCUCCCGUUUUAAUUUAGUUGUUCUAGAGCUGUAUAUGAUUACAGAAUAAAAAAAUGACAGCAUAUGAAUGAUUAAUUUUGACAUUUUAAGUCAUUUUUCUUUUUAUUUUGUCUGUUUUCCUUUAGCAAGGUCCAACUUGUGCACUUGAAAGACUGUUAUUGCUUUGUAUUUUAAUAAAAGUAAAUUAAAUUCACA